ACAGUGUAUAUGGAUCAUAAAACUUUCAAAGUGAUUCUGAAUGGAUACAGUAGUUGGAAAGACGACAGAAAGAGUGUUUAAAACUUUUUCAUACUGUAUUCUUGAUAUUUAUUAGUGAAAUUAUUUAAUAUUAACAAUAGCAUUUCUGAUGAACAAAUAUGCAGCCGGUUCCGUUUUCUUCUAGUGACAAUUCUGCUUUCAGUAAGCUACCGUCAUCAACCUCAUCAAAAUCAUCCGAAAACACAGAACCAUCAAAUAGUGAAAAUAUGUCGGAAAAAACUCAAGAAAACCAAAGUGCUAAAAUAUCACCAUCCUCUGGACAGAAACAAGUUUUAAAAUUCAGUGUGGAUUCAAUAAUGUCUGAAAAGGGACCCGUCAAUGACAGAGAAAACACAGAAUCCCCUAAUUCUGUGAGUUCUGAAGACAGUUUACAGGAGCAACCAAGGAUUCCUACAGCCACAAUGGGACCUUUCAGUAUGGAUGACAUUUUAAAUAAACAAACAAUAUGUAGAAAUGGUAAUGUUCCACUUCCUGGAGAAAGUCGGUGGCAAAACUAUUACAAUACCUCCUCAUUCCCAUGGUUAUCAACGACAGGGCUGUCUCCCCCAAAAGGACCUCCUAGUCCUGGAAGGAUAAACCCACAGAAAUGUACGUUACGGAAGCAUAAAACAAACAGAAAACCUAGAACCCCUUUCACAACGUCUCAACUGCUAGCAUUAGAGAGGAAAUUUCGCCAAAAACAAUAUCUUUCUAUAGCUGAACGUGCUGAGUUUUCAGCUUCUUUGAACUUAACUGAAACCCAAGUUAAAAUUUGGUUUCAGAAUCGAAGAGCAAAAGCAAAAAGACUUCAUGAAGCAGAAUUAGAAAAACUUAAAAUGGCAUCCAAACCGAUGCUCCCUCCUGCAAUAGGGGUAACUUUCCCCGCCGCAGCAGCUUUUUAUGGAAACCAUUUUGGACGACCACAAAAUUUCCCACAUUCAUUCAUGUCUCCUUUUAGUUAUGGAAGUGUCAGCAUGGUAUAUCAUCAUUAGAUUUGAUUAAGAACUUAUGUGACCAAAGACUGGACCAUUGUUCCAUGUUACAUUACGGGUGAUCGAAAAGUACGUUUCGUGCUAUUACAUGUGCUCCUGUGUGUCCGUCUCUCGGUGCUAGACAGAUGGUGACCAACACUUAGCAUAAACAACUAUUUACUGAGUCAGUCUGGAUGUGUAGAUUACGUAUAUGUGCUUCAGCAGAGAUUAAAACUGCAGUAAACAUUAUGAAAAAAAACUUGCCAAAAUAUUUUGUUUUUGUUGACGUAAGGUAACGGAUAUUUUUUUGGUUAUUCGUUUUGUAUAUAUCAAAUAAUAUUUAUAAUGAUCACGUGGUUAUUCCCGUUGUUGUAAAAUACAUUUAUUUGCAAUUAAAUAUAUGAUUUACACCUUCAAA
Mytilus californianus (California mussel) is the source of this 1428-nucleotide messenger RNA. RefSeq names its product homeobox protein XHOX-7.1-like. The record is from RefSeq and is a predicted model, not a curated record. Gene Ontology annotation, cellular component: nucleus. Gene Ontology annotation, biological process: regulation of transcription by RNA polymerase II; embryonic morphogenesis. The coding region runs from base 159 to 1031 and encodes 290 amino acids. Lineage: Eukaryota; Metazoa; Mollusca; Bivalvia; Mytilida; Mytilidae. Gene Ontology annotation, molecular function: RNA polymerase II transcription regulatory region sequence-specific DNA binding; DNA-binding transcription factor activity, RNA polymerase II-specific. The transcript is spliced from 2 exons.